GUCGGCAUGCAGGGUCAGAAGGGCGAAGACGGUGAUAAAGGUACAAUCGGAGAUCAAGGCCUCGUCGGUGAGAAAGGCGAAGUCGGCAUGCAGGGUCAGAAGGGCGAAGACGGUGAUAAAGGCACAAUCGGAGAUCAAGGCCUCGUCGGUGAGAAGGGCGAAGUCGGUGAUCAAGGCCCAGUCGGUGAGAAGGGCGAAGUCGGCAUGCAGGGUCAGAAGGGCGAAGACGGUGAUAAAGGCACAAUCGGAGAUCAAGGCCUCGUCGGUGAGAAAGGCGAAGUCGGUGAUCAAGGCCCAGUCGGUGAGAAGGGCGAAGUUGGCAUGCAGGGUCAGAAGGGCGAAGACGGUGAUAAAGGCACAAUCGGGGAUCAAGGCCUCGUCGGUGAGAAAGGCGAAGUCGGUGAUCAAGGCCCAAUCGGUGAGAAGGGCGAAGUCGGCAUGCAGGGUCAGAAAGGCGAAGACGGUGAUAAAGGCCUCGUCGGUGAGAAGGGCGAAGUCGGUGAGAAGGGCGAAGUCGGUGAGAAGGGCGAAGUAGGUGAGAAGGGCGAGUAGGUGAUCAAGGACCAGUUGGUUAGAAGGGUAUGUAGAAACUUUUCAUUUUAAAUUUGUUCGUUUUGUUGUUAAACAAUUUUAGGAGGGUAGAAAUGAUAUUGGACAAUUAUCACGUUGCAUCACUAUUGACAAUUGUAUGUUUAGGUUUGACUUACUCAUGUCCCGGUUUGUUGCUUUAUGUAGUUUUAUUGGUUGCACAGCGAUAUCAAUGCUAGGUUUCUUUCCAAUUUUAGUAUUUCAUUAAAUUGUAUUUGUAGGUUUUGCGUGUAGCAGAUUUAUUGUUUUAUUGAUUUAUAUAAAGUCGCAGGAUUUGGUUGUA
Molecule: messenger RNA, 871 nt
Organism: Corticium candelabrum
Lineage: Eukaryota; Metazoa; Porifera; Homoscleromorpha; Homosclerophorida; Plakinidae
Product: otolin-1-like
Exons: 1
Coding region: 7-552 (181 amino acids)
Cellular component (GO): extracellular matrix
Source: RefSeq, a predicted model, not a curated record